AUGCCGGCGAAACGUCUGAGAAUGUAUCAAGUCCACUGUAAGAUGCUGGGAAUCAAGACAACUACUAUGGCAGACGACUUCGGACUCGGUGCGUUCUACAUAGUCUCCCUAGACACAAAGACCAAUUUGCGACAACGAGGUAAACCCACUUCAAUGAUUGUUAAGCUGAAUGCCUUUAACUUCCUUACUGAAGAACCAGUGCCCAUGUCCCCCUGCCUUGCGGCAGCCUGGUCCAUUAAGCCAUUACGUCUCUGUUUCUGUCUUGGCCGGACGCUGCAUAUUGUUCACUUUUCCGCUACCACUAACCCGAUUGAAGCAUAUCUACGUCGCAUGUCCUCUGCCUCUACUUCACCUGGGCCUACGUCCCCUGGCACAGCUAACCGAAGCACACCCCCUGGCGUUGGCCGGCUUCGAUCAGCCUCACGCAGCUUAUUCGGUGCUGGUCCGCAUGCUAGCACAACAGUGAUGCGGGCGGUACCUACGGGUGUGGCCGGUUCCCACAGGACAGGACUGACUGGACUUGACUACAGUGGUUGGUCGAAGCGCGACCGGUCCGGUCAACAGACAGUAUCCACUACAGGAUAUUCUGCAGUCGGAUUCAGUGGAGGAGAUGAAUCUGUCGAAUUUGGUCUGGAUUGGCGUGAAGCAGUAGGGGCGGAGUGCCUUGCUCCCAUCAGACUCGUUGACAAUAGGCAAUUUUCUAUGAAGGGCACACAAACAGCUUCAGGUCUCUGCAUUUACAAGGAAAAACUCAUCAUCACCUGUCUCGAUGGACUACUGUAUUGUAUUGACCUUUCAAACUUGAUUCAUUAUGAUUGGAAUAUUAUUUAUCGCGCUUCACCCAGCCGGCUUCCUACUAGUGAGGUUCUUUCGGAUCCUGCUGCACCUAUCGCGCCUUCGGAGGAUCCCUCUAACCAAGGCAUUCAUUGGGAAUUUCAUGGCGCUUUUGUAUCUUCGAAUGGCGUCUACAUAGGCUUGGUCGAAUGCCCAGUCAAUUAUUUGGACAAUAAUCGCUUUACCAAGUUCACAAUCUUGAAUUCGAGGGUUUUUUUCAAUCGCCUCUUACAAUCUCAACUUAAUUCCUGUUCCGGCUCAAUUGAGAAACCGAGCCAGAUCAGAUGUAAAUCGAAUUAG
Protopolystoma xenopodis is the source of this 1134-nucleotide messenger RNA. The record is from the annotation of a GenBank genome assembly. NCBI's taxonomy places the organism in Eukaryota, Metazoa, Platyhelminthes, Monogenea, Polystomatidea, Polystomatidae.